Messenger RNA from Bombyx mori (domestic silkworm), 4807 nucleotides. RefSeq lists its product as uncharacterized. Gene Ontology annotation, molecular function: G protein-coupled receptor activity. NCBI's taxonomy places the organism in Eukaryota, Metazoa, Arthropoda, Insecta, Lepidoptera, Bombycidae. The transcript is spliced from 2 exons. Gene Ontology annotation, cellular component: plasma membrane. The coding region runs from base 583 to 4377 and encodes 1264 amino acids. Gene Ontology annotation, biological process: adenylate cyclase-activating G protein-coupled receptor signaling pathway; cell surface receptor signaling pathway. The record is from RefSeq and is a predicted model, not a curated record.
AAGUAAGACUGAAAUGUGAUGUUGUAUUUUCUCAGUUUUUAUAAGAAGUUGGUGAUUCACGAUAAAAUUGUGUGCACAUUGACUCACAAAUUGAUAUUAAACAUUGCUAGCUAUAUAUUGUUAUAAAAACGUCAACAUUCUUUCAACAUCAUUAAACUAUCGAUACUCAUGUUUCCUUAGACUUUUCUUCAAUUAUCAUUACAAGUAAUCAACUGGAUGUUUUUAUUUAUUUAUUUAAUUGGUAUAAAUUAAAAAUAAUAAUUCUAGUAGGUACUAAUUUUUUUGAGUUAAGAAAGAUAGUAAAGACAUUGAAGUUGAUAAUCAUUACGACAAACAUGAGUGCAAUUCUUGAACCACAAAUUAAAUUAGAUGAUGCCCUAAGUAUACCUAAAAAAUUGUGGCCUAUCUAACAAAACCAUGUUUUAAUUAUAAGCUUUCCAACACUCUGUAGGGUUAAAUGCGUUCAACACACGUAAGCCUAUAAUAUUCAGUAAAAGUUUUUUUCCAAUCACAGUCGGAUACGAAUCGUGAUUGAUGCUGGAGCUUGUUUUGUUGCAUUAUUUCCUAUAUUUCGUGUAGAUAAUGAACUUUGUUUUCAUAAUACUGAUUUUAGGAUGGACAUUUAUGACUACUGUACAGGACUGUCCUGAAGAAAUUUCGCAUAGUGGAAUUAGCGUCAAAUGGAAACAAAGUUCUUGGGCUAAUCAUAUAGAAUCUGAUCCGCAAUGCUACCGAAACCAAAAUCUAAUCACAAGAAACUGUACAGAUAACGUUUGGAAGCCGCCAUUAGAAGCUGUCGAACCUUGUCUCAAGGUCGUAAAGAAUUUUGACGUAUUUUCUUGUCCUCCUGGAUAUCACAAAAUAUCAGAAAAGAACAAUGACUAUUGUUAUCAAAUUGGCCGACCAUCACAAUGGGAAUAUCCUUGCUUUAGCAGUGGAGCGGCAUCGGUCAUCACAGAUUUAUCAGAACUCGAAUUAAAUUCUUUACUGCAGUCCCUGGUUUCAAUGAAUAUAUCUAGAUAUUUUUGGCUACCCGGAAAAAGACACAAACUUUUUAAUCCAGCUGUUUGGAACAUCCCAGGUCCAAACUGGGGUCGACGUGUGAAGUCUAACAGCUACUUGCGUUACAGGACGAUAUUUUUAAAAAAUUGCCUCUUACUUGAUGUUCAAAAGCGAGUGAUCAUCACAGAAACCUGUAGUAACAUUUACCCUAGUUUGUGUUUCUAUAUUAACGAAUUUUAUCAUCCGUCUAAAUGUCCUGACGGAUAUUAUGCACUUAGAUUUCAACUUGAUAACGGCACUUGCUUCGGAAUUGAAAGCUCAGAUUCGAUAAAUGGUUGGACUUUUGCCGAAUUCAUAACCGCCAAAUGUAAAAAUCCAAUGAACGUUUCUUCAUUGAAUGCUUUGAGUAGAUUCAUGUUCAAAAAAAUUGCUGAACUUUCUAAAUUACCAAACGAAAUUUGGUGCUGGUUAAAAUUUACCAGUUACUAUAUGGCUAGCAAAAAUAAUACUUUCUUGGAAGACUUAGAAGAACAUAAUUUAGAAGGUAUAAUAGAUAAUGCCGGAACUUUAGGAUUAAUGAAUAAAUCACGGCACCUGUCUUGUAUGGCAUGUGAAACUCAAGUUGUUUAUUUAGAAACAGAGUUGAUGUUUGAAUAUAAUACAGUCGAUAACAAUCUUUACCUCACUAUAUAUUAUCCUUCAGGUUUAUGGAAAUAUAAUAAGACCGAUAAAGGUGUUCAGUGUUUUUCCGAUGCCAAUGGAUUUGUGGGUGUCAUAAAUGUACGUGAACUUGAUUUAUUUCAAUCAAAACAAAUAAUUUCUGAAUCUAUAGCUUCUAACAAAGUAAUUAACGGUAGUGCAGUAGAAAAAGUAAUUUAUGUAAUAAAUCUAGUCACAGAUAGAUCUGCUCAGUAUUGGUGCGAAGGGCACACAACAAAUUUCACAUUGCUUUCCACGAACAAAAUUGUCGUUAAUCCAAGAGGCAAUGAUGUUCACGUAUUUUCUGUUACUGUUGAAUACUUAAUAAUGAAUGAAAUUGAAGACGAAACUGAUCUGAAUAGUGUAAUUCUGUUACUAACUACUGUAUUUAACGCAAACAAAGUACUACUAAUGGAUAUUUUAGAAUAUAAUAAAGAUAGCAUUUUAAUAUUAUUUCAUAUUCACGUAGUCCUUGAAGAUGCUCACAAAGACUACGGACUAAACAUAAUAGAAAAAAUGAAUUUUAUAAAAAAUCAAGCUAAUUUGCAUUUGCCCCAACAUAAUUUAACAUUGUUCAACAUAUCGAGUUCGUUGUAUUGUCUACCGACCACCUCUAAUGACACCAUAAUGCUUGAUUGGGAUUUGACAUCAAUAGGUCAAAUUUCAGCACCAAAACAGUUUUGUUUGCAGAGCAAUGGCUUACCAGUUAAGCGGCGCUGUCUUGGAUCUUAUUUGUAUGGAAGCAAUUGGGGUAGUAUUGAUGGGAUAUGCGAUACAGCAUACAAACCUUCUACAACAACACAAUUUUUAUACAACUUUUUAAAGGGACAGGAACCCACUUAUACUUCUCGUUUUAUCACGGAUGGGCUAAAUUUUGUUCUGAACGACACAGAUAUCAUAAUACCAGCAGAUAUAUACUACCUAUCCAUGUCACUACGACAAGUUUUACAAAUUUCUCAUGAACAAGAAAUCCUUAUCGAUAUGGGAGACAUUGAAAAUAUAGUGUGGGCGAUGGAUAGAAUGAUGACAUUGGAUUGUGAGUACUUGCGCUUAGCACAAACGCUCAAUUCGACUAAUGUUAUAUUAAGUUCGGUAAAUUAUAUUAUUGAAAAUAUUGCGUACAACAAUCUGACAUCACAUCGGAACAUUUUAGAAAACGAAAACUAUCAAAUUGCUGUAAAGCCGAAUUUUUUAGUACAAAUAUCGUUCCCAGUACUGAAUAACAUAACUGGAAUAGCUCUUUCUAAAAACACAGAGUCAGAUUCUUUUAAUGACAUGAAAAUUAUACCGCUUUAUAAAAACACUACACUAGACUACGUGCAAUCCAUUGAAAACCUGGAAGUCGCUACUUGGGUACCAGAAAACGUGAUAAAUACUUUGAUACCUAAUUCUAAUGGAAGCGUUCAAAAUUAUACCAAUAAGAAAGACAUCAACAUUAUCCUGAGCUUAUUUCAUACUGACGCUGUAUUUCCGGAAGUAAACUUCAAAGAACAUGCCAUAAAUAGCCGCAUUGUAGGUGUCACUAUACCAGGAUUUAUUUCAAACUUAGAAUACCCGGUACCCCUUAUAUUCAGAGAAUUCAAUGAAAGCAGUUCGAACAAAUUUUGUGGAUACUGGGAUUUUAAGCCACACGGACCUUUCAAUAAUAAUCCUGGGGCGUGGAAAAAUGAAGGAUGCUACUUAAUAAGGUCUGAAGACAAAUUAACUGUUUGUGAAUGCUAUCAUCUUACACAUUUCGGUCAACUUCUUCAUAUUUCAGACUACAAUUUUCCUAGUAAUAAUAAAAUUCACAAAAGGGCAUUAAACAUUAUCACUUUGAUUGGUUGCUUCCUUUCGUUAGGAGGCAUAGCCGGUAUUUGGAUCACGGCCCUAAUUUUCGGUAAUUGGCGUAAAAAACCUGGUACGAAGGUACUUUUACAGCUGUCGACUUCUAUCGCUUUUCCAUUGCUUUUCAUGGUAGUUUAUGAUUUGGAUAACACGAUAUUUAUUACAGAAAACGAUGAACAUUUCGUUGACGAAGAUUAUAGAACUGUUUGUACUGUAUUGGGUGCUAUACUACAUUACUCUAUUCUUAGUAGUUUCUUGUGGAUGCUAAUUGCGGCUGUUCUUCAGUUCGUGCGUUAUGUCAGAGUGCUAGGUAUACGCAGAUCUCCAACGUUCAUGAUAAAAAUAAGUAUAGCUGGUUGGGGUGUGCCAAUAAUACCGGUUGCAAUAACACUCAUUAUCGACCCAUCAAAUUACAUACCUGCUCCGUCCCAAACUAGAGAGAUUUGCUAUCCUCAAGACUUUGCUUUAGUAUUUGGUAUUAUAAUGCCCGUUGGUGUAAUACUGAUUAUAAACGUUAUCCUUUUUAUACUAGUACUUCACGCUAUAUCGAGAAACUCUGAUGAAGGCACGAAGAAUAUGGACAUGGACCUUGUAGGAGCCCAAUUGAGAUUAUCAGUAUUUUUAUUUUUCUUGUUGGGUUUGACAUGGGUAUUUGGCGUCUUAUCAUUCUCGAAAAAUUUACUUUGGUCUUAUUUGUUUUGUUUGACUUCUACAUUGCAAGGUUUUGUUUUAUUUAUUUACUUUAUUAUUUGUGAUCCAGUUACUAGAAAAAUGUGGGUCGCACUAGUCAAAUCACCAGCGAGCCGAGGUAAUACUAGAAACAGUAUCACAAGUCUAAGCGUGACUUAAAAUCUUAUAGUAUUUAUUUUAAACCACAUUAAAAUGUAGCAGCUAUUAAAAUACUAUUAUGAAAAUGCGAGAUUUCUUGUAAUUUGAAAAGAACUGUACUUUCAUUAAGUUUAUUGAAAUUUCUAUCUUCAAGCUUUUAAUAGUAUAUAUUAUAUAACAAACGUGUAGUAUGUAAGCAAAUGAUCGACAAAUUGUUGUUGAAAUUCUAAUCCUUUUUAAGCUGUACAAUUAUUCUACUUUAUAAAACUUCCAGGAUCCUUUUUAUAUCUUUAAAAAUAAACAUGUCAUAUAUUUAUUAGUUUCUAAAACUAAUAUUAUGUUAAUAAACAAAAACUAUCUAAUUUUUAUAUUUUAAUUAUUUUAGUUUUUUAUAAUUUUUAAUCAAUAAAUUAUAAAUAUAAUUAAUGCUUCCAAUAAAUUAAUUUUCAAG